Knipowitschia caucasica is the source of this 855-nucleotide messenger RNA. Lineage: Eukaryota; Metazoa; Chordata; Actinopteri; Gobiiformes; Gobiidae. The record is from the annotation of a GenBank genome assembly.
AUGAGAGCCAGAGACAGGAUGAGUGUGCUGCUGGUGCUGAUGGGGCUGUGGGGGCUGCUGCGCUUCUCAAACUGUGGUCCCGCGCCUCAGGAGAGGAGUGGGUGCUUGGAAUGGGAUAUAAACGGAGAGAAAGUCUGCUGCGUCCACUGCCACCCAGGGCACCGCCUGGUGUCUCGCUGUGGCCCGGACCCCAGGCUCCUGUGCACCCCCUGUAAAGCAGAGACCUUCACCUCCUCCUCCACAGCAGAGAGGUGCCAGCGCUGCAAGCAGUGCAUAGAUCCACAGGUGCUGGAGAGGAGCUGCAGCCCGUACCAGGACACACAGUGCGGCUGCAGAGAAGGAUUCUUAUGUGGAGAUAAAAGCUGCUCCUUCUGCGUCCAGGAGUGUGGCCGAGGACAGGAGCCCACAGGCCAACGAGCGUGCCAGCCGUGUCCUCAGGGGACGUACAACGAUCAGACUCACCACAAAUGCAAACCAUGGACCAGGUGUGACAAAAACACGGUGAAACACGGAGACGCCUUCAGCGACGCCAGAUGUGGGAACGUCUCCGCCCUGCCGGUGGUCGUCCCGGGGCCCAACGAGCCCAGUCAGGAGCAGUCCGCAGACGGUCUGUCUUUCAUCCUGUACACAAUGUUUGGGGUGGUCGUUCCCGCUCUUCUGAUUGUGAUCAUCGUCAUGGCGAUAACACAAAUCAAACAGAAGCAGAGGACACAGAGGCCGGAGCCCGAGACUGCAGUGAAAAAGCCCCCGAUAAUCACAGAUGAGCCACAGACUUUAAUCGCCAUCGAGUGCAGUUUCCACGAAGCCGAGCAGGAACAGGGACGCAGCUCUGAAUCUCUACUUCCUGGACAGUGA